Messenger RNA from Clonostachys rhizophaga, 1281 nucleotides. Lineage: Eukaryota; Fungi; Ascomycota; Sordariomycetes; Hypocreales; Bionectriaceae. The record is from the annotation of a GenBank genome assembly.
AUGCGAUUGCAGAACGCCCUUUUCACGGGGGUUUUGAUGCCUCUGCUGGGGGAAGCACGCUCGUUGAACUUUGACUUCCCUUAUAACGCAUCAACCCCUGUCCCAUACACCAUCUCAGUCGACAAGCAGUUCAUUGAGGAAACUCAGCUCAAGGCAAAACUCUAUCGUCCUUCACCGGACCUCAAAGACGACAGCAAUGCUGAGUGGAUUGAGGGCCCGCCGCAUGAGACAAUGGUCACCUUGGCCAAAGACUGGGCGAACAGUUAUGACUGGUUCGAAGUGCAGGAUGAGAUCAACUCCAACUUCUCUCACUACGCUGUAACUGUUGAUGGGCCUGAAGAUUGGAAUCACCCGGUUCCACUUCACUUCGUCCAUGAGCGGUCGGAUGAUCCAGAUGCCAUCCCGCUGCUCCUCCUGCACGGCUGGCCUUCUUCGCACCUUGAGUGGUCCAAGGUGAUCAAGCCUCUGUCAUCAGGGAAUGGGUCUUCCAACGUCACCUUCCAUGUUGUUGCACCAGAUCUGCCUGGCUAUGGGUUCAGUCCUGCCCCGGAAUACGCGGGCCUCAGUCCCAGCCGGAUGGGAAUAGCCUUUGACAAGUUGAUGAAGACGCUGGGCUACGAGAAGUAUGGCGUCGCGAGCACGGAUUUAGGCUGGAUGGUGGGCAUGUGGAUGGCCCACGAUGUGUCCGAAAGCCUCAUCGGCCACUUCACCGACUUCUUCCUGAUGCAGCCUAACUCGACAGACCUGGAGCGGUACGCGCAGAACCAGACGACGGCGGAAGAAUCGGCCUUCAUCAGCUCCAUUACGACAUGGUUCGGCACCCGCUCGAGCUACUCGACCGUCCACUCCCAGGCGCCUCUGGCCAUUGGACAAGCCAUGUCGGACACGCCGGUUGGCUUUGCCGGGUGGAUUCUGCAGCUGAUGCAUCCUAUUAGCGGAGCAUACGUGUAUAGCUCAACGGAAGUCAUCACGGAUGCUCUGAUGUUGUGGAUACAGGGUGUAUGGGGUGGCCUGAGAUCAUACAAGGAGUGCUUCGACCCCAAGGCCCAGGCCUUUCCCGUAACUACGGUCCCAACUGCACUCACGCAGUGGGGAGGCCCUAGUACAACUGGCAUCGAGAACACCAACUUUUUGCCACGCGACUGGGCGGAGCGUUGGGUCAAUGUCGUGUAUAUGUCGAGGCAUGAUGCUGGUGGCCAUUUCCCUGCGGUCAGUGAGCCUGAUGCGUGGGUUCAGGAAGUCCGCAACUUCUUUGGUGGUCUCAUCACGGGCGCGUUCUAG